CCCACCCUGCCCCCGGCACCAUGGCGUCCAGCGAGGAGGACGGCACGGUGGAGGAGAAGGAAAACAACAACAAGAAGCGAACGAAAAGCGCCCUCGCCACCGCAUGGCUGACCUUCUACAACAUCGCCAUGACGGCCGGGUGGCUGGUUCUGGCAAUGGCGAUGAUGCGUUUUUACAUCCAAAAAGGGACACACAAGGGUCUGUACAGAAGCAUAGCCAGGACCCUCAAGUUCUUUCAAACCUUUGCUUUGGUUGAGGUGGGACACUGUGCUAUCGGAAUCGUAAGGACGUCUGUGAUUGUAACUGGGGUUCAAGUGUGCUCAAGGAUUUUUAUGGUUUGGUUCAUCACCAACAGCAUCAGACAGAUCCAGAAUGAAGAAAGUGUAAUCCUAUUCCUGGUGGUGUGGACGGUGACAGAGAUUACCAGAUAUUCCUACUACACAUUCAAACUGCUCAACCACCUGCCGUACUUCAUCAAAUGGGCCAGAUACAACUUCUUCAUCGUCCUGUAUCCUCUGGGCGUCAUCGGGGAGCUGCUGACCAUUUAUGCUGCUCUGCCGUUCGUACGUAGAACCGGAAUGUACUCCAUGAGGCUCCCCAACAAGUACAACGUGUCCUUCGACUACUACUACUGUCUCAUCAUCAUCAUGCUGUCCUACAUCCCAUUGUUUCCUCAGCUCUUCUUCCACAUGCUGCGACAGAGGCGACGGGUUCUCCACGGAGAAGUCAUUGUAGAAAAGGAUGAUUAAGACCCGCUGACCCCUCCCUCCGGCCCUGCUUCCUUCGUGUUCUCUCCAUCAUCGGCCGGGACGGUAAACCCUGGAAGAACCGGGUGUCAGGACAACAUGUUUACAAUCUCAGCAGGAAGUCAAGACCUCCGGCGCAUGCUGAAUUGCUGGAGGAGUCACGAUCAACCACGUGCUCACGGACGAAGUUGAAAGGUUUUUGACACGUCUCUUAGCUUGUUUCAGGAUUGCUUUUAUUGCAACAAUGGUUUUACAGACAGGAUGCUGCAAUGUGUAAUUUGGUCUUCCAACAUGUGAAUGAUGUUUCACCUGAUGAGUUAAUCCAUCCACACAUGGAUUAGUUCACCUGUCACUAAUCCCCCUCAUGUGUAUCUGACUCGUAAUUUCAAUGAAUGAAGUACUCCUCGGUACACUCUGAAUGUGUAUACACUUUGUCUUCGUACGUCUUGGUAAUUGUUUAUGACUUAAUCUGUGUUUGUGAGAUCAAUAAAUUCAGACACGUCAUCACUAGUUGGUCUUGACAGAGAUACAUGUCGUUGUACAACCUGCUUAUAAAACUGAAAAGAGAAGGUCAGGUUAAGUAGACUCUACCAGACACUGCUGAGACCACCGUGGAAGUUGUCAUCUCUCAGGAUUAUGUUCACGAGUGAGGGCACAAUAGGACGUGAGUGUCACAUCUAACUACGCUCUCAAUCCUCAGAGUGGUUAGAACUGAGUCAGAAGACUCGGCCUACGCCUGCAUCAGGACACGGCUGAUGUUUUACAGACAGAGCACACAGUCAGCAGACUUAAAGUGGAGCUCCUACUUCUUAACCACUGAAAGUGAGACUGUUUAGAUGAUUGAGUUGUCUCCAUCAUGUAUCCGGAUCUCAUGAAAUGGACAACAAACAAGCCGUGAAACUUGAGGAUGAUUUACACAUUCGGGAAUUAAAUAAUUCAAAUAAUUUCAAGCAUUUCUGUGGAAACUCUUCAGCAAUUUUGGUAUUGUUUCCUGUUGUCAGUUUUGUUUAGGUUUACCAAUUUACAUUUGGUGAACCUGUUAAUUCUGCUUUUGUAUCUUUCUAAAUUACCUUCACUGAGGCUGACACUUCAGGAAAGAAAUGAAAACAUCUUAAAAUGUUGUGUGGCUGCAGAAAACAAAAAAAGACAAGUCUGUUAUAUUCUUAGUUGAAAGUGGUUUCAUGUGUUUGCCACACUACACACCUACUUCUGUGUAUAAGAGAAAGAGGUAACUGAUAGGAAAAUUGUCCUUGGUAAAUAAUCGCAGCGCCGCUCAACUUACCGCCCUCUGCUUUGUCUUAUGCUACUCUUAAUGUUUACGUUGCCUUCAUUAGUUACCGUUUGUUCUUGAACACAUGCAAGAAAUUGGUUGAUGCCUCAUGAACUCCCUUAUUUAACUAUGGUGCUAUUGUGCGAUCAUAUGUGAUCUGUGUUGAGCUGCUGGCAUGACUGUGAGGGGAGUUGAAUCCAAAAGUAGGACAAAAGAAUGUGAAAGGGUGAAAGGUCAUGUUGACUGAACACAUUUUCAAGCUGUGGAAAAAACAAUAAAGGCCAAUUUUGAAACAAAGACAUUGAGUUGGUGACAUUUAGCUGAGGACAAUCAUUAUUAUUAU
Messenger RNA from Synchiropus splendidus (mandarinfish), 2359 nucleotides. It is a transcript of the gene hacd1, whose product is annotated as 3-hydroxyacyl-CoA dehydratase 1. Bases 21 to 749 code for a protein of 242 amino acids. Gene Ontology annotation, molecular function: 3-hydroxyacyl-CoA dehydratase activity. Gene Ontology annotation, cellular component: endoplasmic reticulum membrane. Lineage: Eukaryota; Metazoa; Chordata; Actinopteri; Syngnathiformes; Callionymidae. The transcript has 7 exons. Gene Ontology annotation, biological process: very long-chain fatty acid biosynthetic process; sphingolipid biosynthetic process; fatty acid elongation. The record is from RefSeq and is a predicted model, not a curated record.